UGUAACCACGUGAAUCACUCCGUCUGAGCUCGGCCAUAUUGUGAGGGAAGGGAGAAAGACUUUUCUUGUUUACUUGUUUAUUCUUCAUUUUGGUUCACAUUUAUUUGAAAGGAAAACAGUGAAUUUUGAAACAAAAAUGGCUACCGAAUUAGAAAACAUAAAGCAUUCCAGUGGAAACUAUCUGAAAGGAAGUCUAUUCAGUGAAAUUAACCGGCAGCUUGGUAUUCUUCCUGGAUUUGCUGGAUUAGGGCAAGAUAUGACAAAAUUAGACCAAGAAACACAGACUCCUGGCAGUACCACACCGAUGGAUAAAGUCCGACAGACGGCAGAGGUGAUAGCUUCUGAUGUUAUUGCCACAUUUGAAGAUGAUUCGACCAAAACUCCACAAAACAGAUACUGUAAAACAAUGAGAAGAACUGUAAAAGAAAUGUCCGACCGACAUAAUAUCGCUUUUAAAUCUAUGGUGCAGAAAUUGAAUGUGAAUGACACUAAUGCCUUCUCAACAUUCGUAUCAGUUGCGGAUGAGAUUUUUGAGGACGGGACAAUUAAUUGGGGGAGAAUCGUUGCUGUCUACACUUUUGCUUCACGAUUGGCAGCCCAUUGUAAAAAACAUAACCCCGAAUCAGAAGAAAGGAUAGCACUCUAUGCAGGAAAAUAUGUGGCAAGCAAAUUGGGGAAAUGGAUCUUGGAUAAUGGGGGAUGGGAUGCGUUUUCUGAUUAUUUUCCCGAGCAAGGAGCAACAGAGGACAAGCUUUGGAAGGGCCUGAUGUUCACUGCAGUAGGUCUCGUGACAUUGGGAACCAUGGUUGCUAGGAGUUGAACCUUCGACACAAAUUGAAAAUGUUCAGGGAUUUUCGACAUCUAGUCAACCGAUUAUCUCUUACCCAUCCUCCCCAAGGAUGAGAAUACUGUCCCGAGUCUUGGAGAUGAACAAUCUUAUAUUGAAGGACACUUGAUAUUUAAUGAUUUUUGUCUAAUGGUUGUUCCUGUAAAUGAUUUAAAUCCAUAUUUUGAAAUUCUCUACUCAACAACAAUUUGGUUAAUUGUAUAGAAUUUUAAAUGGACAAGUGUUGUCAGCACUUAACAGACUCUUUUGUGGAUUAUUUAUAAACAUCUAGAAGUAUGAGAACCAAAGUUAACAUGUAAAUGAUUUUAUGUUAGUGAUUGGUUUUAGUCCAAACUAAUUUGAUGUAUGCCUGUUAAUAGACCAUUUAAUAUGAUGUGAUUGAAAGGUUUAUCUACAAAAAAAAAAAAUUUAGGUUUUUAUGGAGUUAAAAUUUAGAUUUAAAGAGAAUUUGAAAACGUAGAGGAGCCUCUCAGUAUAUCAUAUUAGUGGUUGAAAUGGCAUUGAGAAAUAGUGCUAUUCUUCCAACGUUGGGAUUUUUAAGACUUGUAUAUUAAUGAUGUGUAUUUUAUACAAAGAGCAGCAUCUUUUACAUAAUGGCAGGUUUAAGUACCUUUGUACAAUGUGACGUUUAAAAGAGAAUGUUAUUGUUAAUUGUCAAAUGAUGGAAACCAGCAAAAUAAAAAUGAUCUCUCGAUUGUAAACAAGCCGUAACAGUAUGUAUGCAUGAGUCUCUCUUUUGUUUGUUUUGAACUGAACGAUAAACAGCUGAAAUGAUUGAGCACUUUAACAUGUUUAAGCUGUUUUUAUUUUAAUGUCUUUCAAGAAGAUUGAACUGUAAUAUCAGAACAUGAACUUAAAUUCAAAAAAAUAUUCAGACCAGAAAUGUUGUUUUUUGUUGAUGCUGUACAAUGUUCAAAAGCAUCUUAUUUUGUGCAAUAGAUAUUUUGUAAAUCCAAAUAAAUUUUGAAAACUUUU
Messenger RNA from Magallana angulata, 1822 nucleotides. Its product is annotated as bcl-2-related protein A1-like. The record is from RefSeq and is a predicted model, not a curated record. NCBI's taxonomy places the organism in Eukaryota, Metazoa, Mollusca, Bivalvia, Ostreida, Ostreidae. Gene Ontology annotation, molecular function: protein homodimerization activity; protein heterodimerization activity. Gene Ontology annotation, biological process: regulation of apoptotic process; intrinsic apoptotic signaling pathway in response to DNA damage; extrinsic apoptotic signaling pathway in absence of ligand. The coding region runs from base 137 to 820 and encodes 227 amino acids. The transcript is spliced from 2 exons. Gene Ontology annotation, cellular component: mitochondrial outer membrane.